Messenger RNA from Rubroshorea leprosula, 3455 nucleotides. Lineage: Eukaryota; Viridiplantae; Streptophyta; Magnoliopsida; Malvales; Dipterocarpaceae. The record is from the annotation of a GenBank genome assembly.
CACCUACCAUCACAUUGUCUUCUUUCAAAGAUGAGCUGCUUACCAAUCUUUCAACUUCUCUGCUUCCUUUUGUUCAUCCUCAGCUUUCAAACUAAUCUUUCCUUCCCUUUAUCUGCCCCUCCAACUAGAGAAUUGUGCUCUCCUAAGGAGAGUGCUGCUCUUCUACAAUUCAAAAACGCCUUCUUCAUUGACCAUGAAUAUGUUUCUAUUCUGUGUGGCGCAUUUCAUGUUAAAUUUUAUCCUAACAUGGAGUCGUGGAAGGAAGGUACAGACUGCUGCUUUUGGGAUGGGGUAACUUGUGACAAUAUUACCCACCAUGUGAUUGGCCUUGAUCUCAGUUGUGGCGGGCUUUCUGGUACCCUCCGUUCCAAUAGUAGCCUCUUCACCCUUUCAUACCUACAAAGACUCAACCUUGCCAAUAAUAACUUUCAAGACUCUCAGUUUUCACCAAUGUUUGGUCAAUUCACAAGCUUAACAUACCUGAACCUCUCCCAUUCAUGGUUUUCCGGGCAAGUCCCAUCUGAAAUCUCCCACUUGAACAAAUUGCUUUCAAUUGAUCUCUCCUCUAAUUUGGUCUCGCUUAAAACUCAUACAUUGAAAGGACUUGUUCAGAACCUAACAGAGGUAAGACAACUUUUCCUUGAUGGAAUAGACAUGUCUUAUGUUGAUCCUUCCUCUUUCAUGAAUCUACCAUUUUCUUUGACACAUCUAAGUCUUGAAAACUGUGUUUUGAAAGGAAAUUUUUCAAGAAACAUUUUCCGCCUUCCAAAUCUUGUUUGGCUCAAUUUAAAAGGAAAUUUCAACCUCAUUCCUAAACUUCCUAAGUCAAACUGGAGUGGUCCACUUCAGUUUUUGGAUCUUUCAGAGACAUCUUUUUUUGAAAAAUUCCCUGAUUCUAUUAUAAAUUUAGUAUCCUUAAGGCAUUUGAGUAUGGUAUCAUGUUUUUGUUCAGGAUCACUUCCAAGAGCGUUAGGGAACUUAACAAAACUUAUUUUCUUGGACCUUUCUCGCAACCAAAUCAUUGGUCCAGUCCCAUCCUCAGUUACGAACCUAACACAACUUCAGUUUUUGUAUCUUUACAAUAAUAAUUUAGGUGGUCCCAUUCCUGAUCAAGUAGCUUCUUUUCUAGAACUAAAAGAAAUAGACUUGUCUAAUAACUUUCUCAAUGGAUCCAUGCCUUCUUGGGUGUUUAACAUGCCAUCAUUAGAGUCACUAGUUCUUUCCAAUAACCAAAUUACUGGUCAGAUCUCAUCAUCUUUCACAAAUCUAACACAGCUUUUGUCUUUGCAUCUUUCUAAUAAUCACCUGGUUGGUUCUAUUCCUGAUCAAGCAACUUCUUUUCUGAAUCUAAGAGAAAUAGACUUGUCUCAUAACUUUCUCAUGAGAUCAAUACCUUCUUGGGUGUUCAACCUAUCAUCAUUGGAGUUGCUAAGCCUUGAAAAUAACCAACUCACUGGUCACCUAAAUGAAUUUCAACAUGAAUCAUUGACGCACAUAAACUUGGCAAAUAAUGGGCUUGUGGGUCCGAUUCCAAGCUCAAUAUCCCACCUUUUGAAUCUUACUUCACUAGAUUUGUCAUCAAAUAAUUUGAAUGCAAUUCUUGACUUGGACAUGUUUGCAAAGCUCAAAAAUCUCCGAUCUCUUGAUCUUUCACAAAACAGUGAUCUGUCAGUCAUCUCCACCGUCAAUGUCACUUACAGCUUGCCUCAUCUUACAACCUUGAUUUUGUCUUCUUGCAACACCUCCCAAAUUCCUAAGUUCUUGAGAGGCUUAGAGGGUUUGUGGACCUUAGACCUUUCUAACAAUAAGAUUCAAGACAUUCCUGAAUGGAUGUGGGAUGUUGGGAAGGAAACUUUGAAUUACUUAAAUCUCUCUCAUAACUCUCUAGUAAAUAUAAAGCAGCUUUCUUGGAAAAGCAUUGGGACUCUUGAUCUCAGCUUUAAUUUGAUUGAAGGGCCUCUUCCAAUUCCACCUCCUAGUGUCCAUUUCUAUUCAAUCUCAAAAAAUAGCUUGACAGGAGAGAUUUCUCCUUUGAUUUGCAGACUCAAUCAACUUGUAGUUCUUGACUUGUCUCACAACAACUUGAGUGGAAUCAUUCCACCAUGCCUUGGAAACUCGAGCAAUCUUGAAGUAUUGAAUCUAAGGAUGAACAAGUUAAGAGGAAUGAUCCCCACAACAUUUACAAAAGGUUGUACUCUGACAAAUCUUAACUUGAAUGCUAAUCAACUUGAAGGUUUGAUGCCAGAAGCAAUUGUCAACUGCAGAGACCUGGAAGUUCUAGAUCUUGGCAACAAUAACUUGUAUGGUAGAUUUCCCCAAUGGUUAGGAACUCUUCCGGUGCUGCAAGUUCUUGUUUUAAGGUCAAAUAAAUUCUAUGGCUUUCUAAGAGAUUCCAAGACUAGCCUUUCUUUCCCGAAGCUGCAAAUUCUGGAUGUCUCCAACAAUAAUUUUUCUGGUCCAAUUCCAGCUGGGUGCAUCAAAAAUUUGAAGGCCAUGAUGAAUUUCAAGGAAGGUAAAACUGAUUUGCUCUACAUGGGAGGAUAUUUACGUUUUGGUACAUUUGAUGAGUAUUCUAUUAGUUUGGUGGAAAAGGGGUUUGAGAUAGAAUUGGUUAAAAUUUUAACUAUGCUCACAAGCAUUGAUCUCUCAAAUAACAAGUUUGAAGGGGAGAUUCCAGAUGUUGUUGGAAAGCUUUAUUCUCUUAAAGGGCUUAAUCUUUCUUAUAACAAGCUCAGUGGUUGUAUUCCACAAGCAAUGGGAAAUUUGACCAUUCUUGAAUGGUUAGACCUCUCUUCAAAUCAUUUGGAAGGGGAGAUUCCACGAGAAUUGGUAGACCUAAAAUGGCUUUCUGUCUUCAACCUUUCCAAUAAUCAAUUGGUUGGACCCAUACCUCAAGGUAAACAGUUCAACACAUUUGAUGAAAGUUCCUAUAAGGGAAACCUGGGCCUAUGUGGAUUACCGUUGUCAAAGGCUUGCAACAAAAGCACGAUGCAUCCGAAACUACUUAGCUCAAAAAAAGAUGAGCUAUGGGGGUUUGGUUGGAAAACAGUAUUGUUGGGCUAUGGAUGUGGAAUGGCAUUUGGAUUGUUCAUGGGGUAUCUUGUCUUCUGGACAGGGAAACCGAAAUGGCUUGUAACUUUGUUUGAUGGACUACAAAAUCAAAGGACAAGGAAGUCGAAGAAGACUCGAAGGUGUGUUCGAAGAAGAAACUAGCUACAGGGCAGGCAAAGGUUAUUUUUUGUUGUCAUACAUCCAUGCCUUUUCUUUUGCAUGCCUUAGUUUUUCCUUUCCCUUUCUUGUAACAAGUCCUCUGUACCAUGUUCUCUGUAUUCAACUUUACUACUGCUUGUUAGAUGAAUGCUCAUUUUAAUGAUCUAAAUGUCAUUGGCAUGUCUUGUCUUAAUUGGUGCCGAAAUAUUUGUAAUUCGGUCCUCUAAUCAACUCAAACUGAAUUU